Messenger RNA from Fonsecaea erecta, 1686 nucleotides. RefSeq lists its product as hypothetical. The record is from RefSeq and is a predicted model, not a curated record. Lineage: Eukaryota; Fungi; Ascomycota; Eurotiomycetes; Chaetothyriales; Herpotrichiellaceae. The transcript has 4 exons. Gene Ontology annotation, molecular function: CoA-ligase activity. The coding region runs from base 1 to 1686 and encodes 561 amino acids.
AUGGUGCUCUUCAAGUCUCCUCAUCCGCGGAUCGAGAUCCCGGAAGACAUCACAACGUGGGAAUGGGUCUUUGAGACGAAAGAGUUCUCCCCACUGUACAAAACGCCCCGGCAGCCGCUGGCCGGAUAUGUCAAUGCCAUCACCAAGGAGCGCUUGGAUUGGGCCGCCGUCAAGACCGCCGCCACACAGCUGAGCACCGCACUGGUCAAGGAGUAUGCGUUCCAGCCCGGCGAGACAGUUUCGCUGUUCAGCACCAACACCAUCUGGUACCCGGUGGCCAUGUGGGCCGUCAUCCGAGCAGGGGGAAGGGUCAACGGCGCGUCUCCGGCCUACAACGUCGAGGAGAUGACCUACGCGCUGAAGAUCGCAAAGUCUCGGUUCCUCGUCACGUUGCCGACGUCCUUGGAUGUGGCGUUGGCGGCGGCUCGCAAUGUAGGCAUUCCACGCCACCACGUCUUCCUGCUCGAAGGCAAGGCGGACGGCUGCAUCAGUAUCCAGGAUCUCAUGAAGCGCGGCGAGAGGUACACUCCCGAUCCGCCGUACCGGGUGCCACGCGGCAAGACGAAUAAGGACGUCUGUGGGUAUUUGAAUUUCAGCAGCGGCACGACGGGGCUGCCCAAGGCGGUUAUGCUCUCGCACCACAACGUCAUCGCACAGUGCCACCAGCUCAGACAGAUCCAGGCCCCCGGGCCGUACAAGAUCCUGGCCGUGAUGCCGUUGUUCCACAUCACCGGCCUGGUGAGGUUCUGCACGUAUCCGAUCUUCAUGAACGGGGACAGUGUGAUGCUCCCGGCGUUUAGCAUGGAGUCGAUGCUCCGCGCCAUCUGCGAAUUCCAGAUCCAAGAACUGAUUCUCGUCCCGCCCAUCAUCAUCCGCCUGGUCCGCGACAAGAUCGUCGACAACUACGACCUCAGCCACGUCAACCGGUGGUCGUCGGGCUCGGCGCCCAUCUCGCCCGAAAUCAUCGCCCUGCUACAGAAAAAGUUCCCCUGGACGGGCUUCCGCCAGGGCUACGGGGCCACGGAGUCGACGGCGUGCAUUUCGGCUCAUCCGCCCUCGCAUUACGACUACAAGUACGCCACCACGGGAGGGCUGUUGGUCGCCAACACCGUGGCCAAGGUCAUUGACCUGACGACGGGCCAGGAACUCGGGCCCGGGGAGACGGGCGAGAUUCUCGCGCGGGGACCCCAGAUCGCGAUGGGCUACCUGGACAACCCGGCGGCGACGGCCGAGACGUUCGACCAGGACGGGUUCUUCCACACGGGGGACGUGGGCCAUUUCGACACCGAGGGCCUGAUCCACAUCGAGGACCGCAUCAAGGAGAUGAUCAAGGUCAAGGGCCUGCAGGUGCCGCCGGCCGAGCUGGAGGAUCUGCUGCUCGGCCACCCGGAGGUCGAGGACUGUGCGGUGCUGGGCAUCCCCGACGAGUACUCGGGCGAGAGACCCAAGGCGUAUGUGGUGCUGAAGUCUGGCGUGCGCGAGAGCGACGAGGUCGGCCGGCGGCUGCUGCAGUUCGUCAAGGAGCGCAAGGUGCGCUACAAGUGGAUCGUCGAGAUCGAGUUCACGCAGCAGGUCCCCAAGAGUCCAACCGGCAAAUUGCUGCGCCGGAUCCUGAAGGUCAAGGACAAGGAAGGCAAGGAUAGGGGGCUGAGGGUGAGGGACGGGGGGGAGAGGGCACGGCUGUGA